AUGGGUUCCAGUAUAUCAGUAAUCGAUAAAUGUAAUGCUUUGCGUUGCUUCAAUCGUAGUUUGAAUAAAAAUAAAAAAGAAAUGCGUACAUGUGAUAUAUGCAAUAAGAACAAUGCAAACGAAGAAGAAGACGACGCAUUACUUUACGGCGAAUGGAUGGUCAAACAGAAUGUAACAGUGCAUUACUAUUGCCUGCUGCUAUCUUCGAACUUGCCACAACGCGGCGGCGACUCGAGCGGAAUUCUGGGCUUCUUGUUGCGCGACAUACGCCAGGAGGCAGUCGCUGCCCAGAAGCGUAAAUGCGCCUUCUGUCGCGAGAAGGGCGCCAGCGUGAUUUGCUUCAAAUGCCGCAUUGUUUUCCACAUGAUCUGUGGCCUGGAAAAUCGUUGUGUUUAUCAAUUCUGUGAUGACUUCCGCAGCUACUGCGAGAAUUGUGCACCGAUGGAUGACUACAAGCGGCAGCUGGUGGCCGACCCGCCCAAGUCGGCCCAGUGUGACAUCUGCUUCCGCCCGAUCUCCCCUUUUCUGCUCCACAAUGUCACCUACGGGGAUUGUUGCCGCAAGGGCUUCGCCCACCGCACAUGCAUGCGUCGUUAUGCUCUGGCCUCUGGCUACUACUUGCGCUGUCUCUGGUGCCGCUCGAAGACUUUCCAUGACAACAUACGCCUUCAGUCGGUCUUCGUGCCCGACCGCGAUGCCACCUGGGAGCGCCAGCCAAACGCCUACAGCGAGCUACACAACCGCCGUAUGCGCUGCGAGCAGGCCAUAUGCCUGUGCCCAAAGGGCCGCGACUUCAAUCGCAACACUUGGAUUAUUCAACCGUGCAUCCUUUGCGCUGCUGUCGGCACCCACUACAAGUGCUAUGUAGGCACAAUGCGUCUAUCGCGUGCCUCCGCCAACGAACCGAACAAUUUCAAAUGCAACAUGUGCGCAGAGGUGGAGGCCAAGCUCCAGCAGCCCAAGCAACAGUUAACAACAUCAGAUGAAUCCAUUGACUCUUCAUUCUAUAUGCCUAAGAAUUGCAACGAGCUGAGCGUCGCAGCUGACGAUGAUUCCCCAGUUCUCUCCGAGGACGAGUCCUCGCUGGUCGACGCCACCAUCAUCACUAUUAAGUCCUCGCAGCGUCUAAAUGCUCUCAGCUGCGAGAAGCUAAACGAAUUGGCAGUCAAAGAGACACAGCAGCUGCAGGAGCCACAGCCGUUGCCUGCACCACCAAUUUCCGUUGAGUCAAGCGUCAUUGAGUUGCCAGAUACUCAACCCAUAUCAAUUCAGCAGCUGCUGGCCGAUUUCCUUAAGCCACCGCUGCCGUUGCGCGAAUCCUUUUUCAGCGACGGCCAUUUCUAUCUUGUUGUUUACGAGUACAAUGAAAACCUAGAAAAUCCGUGCGUUGGCAGCUGCACCCUACGCUUUUCCAUCGACGACAAGCGUCUUGGCGAUUUCUCAGAGGAGACACUGAUGCAGCUGCAGCUGGUGGAGACCGACGUUUGGUAUCGUGAAAGCGAUCGCGGCGUCUACGACAAAAUCGAUCAAUAUAUCGAAAACAACAUGUAGUGCCAAAGGGUUCUCCAAUGUUUUAAAAAAUAAUAUUAUAUUUUUACAGUUUCAUGAGCAUUACAAA
Messenger RNA from Drosophila mojavensis, 1618 nucleotides. RefSeq names its product G2/M phase-specific E3 ubiquitin-protein ligase. Bases 1 to 1551 code for a protein of 516 amino acids. The transcript is spliced from 2 exons. NCBI's taxonomy places the organism in Eukaryota, Metazoa, Arthropoda, Insecta, Diptera, Drosophilidae. Gene Ontology annotation, cellular component: nucleus. The record is from RefSeq and is a predicted model, not a curated record.